AAGGUUAUUCUGGGCAUUAUGAUGAAAUAUUUUGGUGAAACCAGUAAUUAGGGUUUGUGAUUGGCAGGACCCAACAAGCAACAAUCAGGAAUCAAAAUUCCAAUCAAGAAAGAAGAACAGAGCCUCUGUCUGUCUCUGCUGCUUUCUAGGGUUUUGUGUUUAUACACUAUGAAGAGAACAAUGCCAUGGAGUGAUGAUGAUGACUCAUCUAAUGAUGAGUCAUCUUCUUUGCAUUCAGACUCUGAAAAUGAUAGUAAAACUGGAGCCAAAAAAUCCAAAGGUAAAUCUACAAAGCAGAAAAGUGCUCCAAUUGACUUUGAAGCUCUGAAACGAUAUGGCUAUAAAGGCGGGCCUUCUGUCUUAAAGGUACCUCCACCCAAAGAAGAUGACUCAAAGCGAGAUUGGUCCUGGUCCAGUGGAAAGGAAAAGCGUGUCGAGAAGGAAGUUGAAGAAACAUAUGAAGAGAGAAAGAAAACAAGAGAGGCUCUUUCCCUAGGAGAGCAAAUGCCAACUGUUCUGACCAGGAAUGACAAGAAGAAUCUUUCCUUUUCUCAGAAGGAAAAGAAGAAAAGGGAUCUUGGUCAAGCAAGCAGGGGGAAAAAUUAUGUUGAAGAAGAGAAAAGGCUGUUGAGGGACAAUGGAGUCUAUUCUGGUUUUGAUUCUUGAUAUGCCAGGCUACAAUCUACUACAUUUUGUAUAAAGGUACUGUGAUAUGGUCUGUGUUAUUUUGUUGUACUUAAAGGAUUUAGUUUAGCUGGAGAUGUCUACUAUAAUCUCAUGUCAUGUUAAGUCGAAACUCGAAACCAUUUUAGAUGAUAAAUGGCUGAGAUUGAUAAAAUUAAGCCCCCUUUUUUUACUCAGAAGAAAAUAUAGAACGUUGUCCUGGGAAUUGUUUUUCAUAUAUUUUUUUUUUUCUUGAGGUGCUUAAAAAAGUUAUAAGCUAUGGAAUGUUGGAGUUCUGAUAUUGCAGCAUAACAAUUUCGAAUGAAA
Messenger RNA from Medicago truncatula (barrel medic), 990 nucleotides. RefSeq lists its product as uncharacterized. Bases 169 to 666 code for a protein of 165 amino acids. The record is from RefSeq and is a predicted model, not a curated record. NCBI's taxonomy places the organism in Eukaryota, Viridiplantae, Streptophyta, Magnoliopsida, Fabales, Fabaceae. The transcript has 3 exons.